Teleopsis dalmanni is the source of this 2257-nucleotide messenger RNA. RefSeq names its product exocyst complex component 8 (gene Exo84). Gene Ontology annotation, biological process: intracellular protein localization; Golgi to plasma membrane transport; exocytosis. NCBI's taxonomy places the organism in Eukaryota, Metazoa, Arthropoda, Insecta, Diptera, Diopsidae. Gene Ontology annotation, cellular component: exocyst. Bases 157 to 2196 code for a protein of 679 amino acids. The record is from RefSeq and is a predicted model, not a curated record. The transcript has 8 exons.
UACAAUCCACUUAACUAAGUAGCAAACAGCUGAUGCAACGAUGGGUGUUCAUUUUCAGUUUUGUGGAACUUAAUUGUGUUGAUGGAAUCAUACAAAUUUAUAUUAUUGUAUAUUAAAAAGUAAAAUUGUAUACAUAUCGCAAGCAAUUGUUUAAAAAUGGCAGAUAAAAUGAAAGAUUUUGACAAACCCGAUUUUAGUGUGGAAAAAUACACCAAACAGUUGGUCAAAGAAUGUAUUGGUGGUCCAGAUGUAGCACAAAGAAAACGUGAUAUACAAGCGUAUAGUGAUCAAACAUCUGCCACAUUAAAAAAAUCGGUGUAUGCCAACUACAUGCAGUUCAUUGAGACAGCCAAAGAAAUAUCACAUCUAGAGUCUGAAAUGUAUCAGCUUUCGCACAUACUCAAUGAGCAACGUAAUAUACUGUCCUCCCUUACUGACGAGAAGGGUUCAACUAAAAAUAAAACAGAAGGCGAUGGUGAAGAAAGUCAGGCGCAAGAUGAAAUGGAGAAUAAUCAUGCAACACGCGCUGUUAAAGAAAUGGUGCAGGGCUUUAACGGUAACCUCGAAGGUAAAACUUUUCUAAAUGAAGGCGCGUUGAUAGAGCUAGAUUCAAAUGACUACAGACCCAUACAACGCGUAUUCUUCUUUUUGUUUAAUGAUGUCUUGAUUGUUUGCAAAGUAAAACAUGACAAGCGUUUAGAGUUUUUAACAGAGUAUGAUCCCAAAAAAAUUGCAGUAAUUAACAUUAAGGAUUUAGAUGGUGUAAAGAAUGCUAUAAACAUUAUUACACCAGAUGGUUCAAAGAUAUUUCAGAGUGUAACCGCAGCGGGCAAAACUGAAUGGAUAGAACAGUUGGAAAUUGCAUUUCGCUUCGAUCAACAGAAGAAAAAUAAAAAAGGGCAAGCACCACAGCCACCGCCUAAAUCAAAACGGAAUUCAGCCAUGCAACAAGAAUCGCCAACAGACACAAAAUCACUACAAUCCGAUCUAAGUCCUACUGAAUCCCAAACAGGCAAAGUAGUGGAAAAUCAUGGUCCUGAAUGGAUUGCUACUGCAAGUGAAGAAAUUCAAACUCUCAUUGCUCAAAGACACUUUGAGGAUGCCCAAAUACUUAUCAAACGUACACAAGAAUAUAUAAAAAAAGAUAAGACCUUCUUGCACGCAAACGAGAUUCAAUCUAAAGUAAAGGUACUAGAAACAAAUUUAACCAACGUUCUACUGCAAGAAUUAUCCAACAGUCAGUGUCGUAAUCUGCAAGUAGCUCUACGUGCAACUAGACGUUCACUCAAAAUAUUAGUGGACAUGGGUCAACAACGACAGGCCAGUUGUACGCUAUUAAAAGUAUGUUCCGUUGCUUUGCGCAAUGCACAACGAGAGGCACGUCGUAAUAAUGUUGAGAUAUCAGAGUUAUUUUUUUGUGAUUUAGCAGAAGUGGCUUGCGAAUUUAUGACUGCAUUUGAAGCACAACCAGCGUGUGUUAGCUUGCUUGUAGUUUGGUGCAAUACGGAACUGCAAUAUUUUGCUAGUCAACUUAUCAAACAUUACCUUACAAAGGGCACGCAGUUAGAAACUAUCGCAAAAUGUAUGGAAGGCAUACGUAAACCGUGCGCAAAGCUAACAGAAAUCGGUCUUGAUCUGGGUUAUCAACUUGAAGGAUUACUGCGUGGUACGCUAUCGCAGCUAAUUGAAGAAUCACGUAAACGGCUUUUGGAAACCGUCGGACGGACUGAAGAUCCUUGGCAGCCAUACAAUUUGCAAACAAAAUCCAAUUUAAAACGUUUACUAUUAGAAUUGGAAGUCCUCGGUAUUGAUAUGCGCGCACAAACCACUGGUGAUACAUGGAUCAAUUUAACACAAACCACUGUGGCGUUCACUAGACACUUUUUGCAAUUAACCGAAUACUGUGGCUAUCUAGCGAAAAGUGAAGUGCUUUCACCGAGUUUAGAAGUGCUACUUAGAGAUCUUUUACUGGCGCAACAGGGGGUUAAACCCGCCACUGGUUUGAAUGUCGACCCUAAUUUUGUGGUAAAAAAUAAAAGAUUUUUAUUUGAAGAAUUAUUGCCGAUAUGUAUUGAAAAAUUUCGGAAAAUAUCUAAAAGCAAAUGUGAACUCUUACUUGAACUGCAACAACAAUUUCGCAAACAACAAGCACCAGUGCCUAAACAGCGCAGCAUAUAUCAAACUGAUUUAUUUUAAUUGUAUUAUUCGAAUUUAAUUUUUUUUAUAACUAUGUACAAAUAAUAUAUUGUUUAAACUU